Molecule: messenger RNA, 3630 nt
Organism: Penicillium angulare
Lineage: Eukaryota; Fungi; Ascomycota; Eurotiomycetes; Eurotiales; Aspergillaceae
Product: putative AT DNA binding protein
Exons: 1
Coding region: 1-3630 (1209 amino acids)
Source: RefSeq, a predicted model, not a curated record
AUGUCAAGCACGUCUCGCAGCCUAAGCUCCUCCCCCGAUGUUCUUGGCCCUCCAGGCGAUGCCGAAUAUUUGAUCUCGUCUCCGGCGAAACCCUUUGCAGGCCGACAGAGCUGGAUGUCUCCUGCCGUCGCAAGACGUUCACAAACGCCCGCGAAGCGCCCGCGCGCGAGCCUCAGCCCUUCGAAAGGCGGCCACUCGAUCCGCUUCGACGAUGUCAUGCUCCCUGGUUCGCCGACAAUGAAACUGGAUGGUCGCCAACGGUCGCUUUCUCCGGAGAAGAUUCAACAGGACGGAAAUGUGAGCCCGUGGCGUAUACGCGUUACUCUCGAAGCAACGCAGGACGAGGAGAACCAAGUCCAGGCCAGCCCUUCACCCAAACGAAGACGGCCCUCGACCGUGACGACUAUGAUACCAUUGAAGGAUGAACGAAGCCCAUUAAUAGAGAAGACACCCGCGCGAAGGAAAGGCCGACCGCGGAAAUCAGAUACCCACCCGCCGAACGGAUCCCCAUGGCCAGCAAGCCCUGGGAACACACCCGGUCCGAAUGAAGCCAGCGCACAAAAAAGGAAACCGGGCCGACCGCGAAAGAGUACCCCGAAACCGAAGCAACAGGAGCUACUCAUUGCCUCCGAUGCGCCCUCCCCACAAGCUCAAUCCGUGGCGCAUUCGAGUCCGAUGGAUAUGACCGCGGACGUUGCUGUUGAUUCGAGAUCAUGGAUACCGCGACAUAUAACAGAGAAUGAUGGAUUGGACAGUGACUCUUUGAAUGCCGAUGAUUUACCCAUUGCAAACCUCCCUAUGCCACCUUCUGUACAGCGAGAGAGGUGGGAUGAAUACAAUGGCCAUGAUUAUGGAAGAGCUACGUACGAUACUCCUACCAUCGGAGAUGCGGAACAUCAUUUCCAGGAUAAUGAUCAGAACAUACACUCUACUCCUUCUAAGAUGCCAUCACCGACCCGAGAUAGAUUGGCCUCGUCCGCUAGAUCUUCACGUCUCGCUAGAAAUACCUCGUCACCACGCACAUACCCGACGCCUACUCCAACAUCUUCGCUAGACGAUGAGGACAGGACUAGGGAGAGCCCACUGCAUGAAGAACAAGAAGCGGCACAUCAACCUACCUCUGAUUUCGGAGCUGAUCCGACCGACUACCAUGAAGAAUUCGAUUCCAUAAUGGAAAGCGAGGGCUUUACCAUGGUUUCCCUGGAUACGCUACCCUCAGCAAAACAAUAUGGGUUGGGGUCUGGUACCAGAAAUGCUACGGACAAUGCGUCGAAGAUCUUGCGAGAAAGAGAAGAUGGUCGCAUUGGGGAUCGAUUGAAGCGUAAGCUUCCUGGCAUCAAUGGUCUUCGAAGCGACUCUCACAGUUCAGCACGGCCGAGUCCGGUGGCACAAGAGCCCUCCCCCGCGUCAAAAAACAAUUUAUACCCUCAAUUGAAUCAUUUGAACGCGAAACCGCAAAAUUCGCCUGACACAGUAGCCUACCCUGUCAUCCCUCAAAUGUCAUCACCUCAAAAGCCACAUGGUUAUCAAUCCGAUUUAUACGCUAUCGAAGAAAUCGGCAGUGACCCCGAUGAUGCUGAGGAGUAUGGUGAUCAGGCUGAAGAUGUUGAAGAGGAUGAAAUCCAAGAAGAGGAACAGGAUGAAAUCCAAGAAGAGGAACAGGAUGAAAUGGAAAUGUUGGGAGAGGACCAAGAUAAUGAACCUGUUAUACUUGGAUCACCACAACUCUCAACCAAAAGUCCCUUGCGAUAUAGCCCCGCGGAUUUAAGACGAGCCAGAGAAACUCAAUGGCAGUCUGAACGAGAAACUGUCAGUCGACAUGCAGCAGAUCCUAGGAACGCCGAAAGAGUUAUAAGCAUUGAAAGCGACAGGGACGUGUCACAGAGUCAAAAUUAUGACGAUGACGCACCAGAGGAUUUCUCCCAGCCUUAUGCGGAGCCGGCUGUUCAGGAACCGCGAUCAGACGAAGGUUUCGUUGAUGAAGAGUCCUUUGAAGAUGAACAUUUCGAUGAUCACCCCCAGAGUUACAUGUCAAAAAUUGUGUCAGAGCCAUUUCCUUCUCUUGAACAAGACGACAAAUUGGAGGAAGAGCUUUUGGAUGAGGAUAACGAAUCUGUUGAUAUUUGGCAACAAGAGCAAGACCCCAGAUCUGAUCCAGAGGUUGAGCCCGAAACCACAUCAUAUCAGUCCCAUCACCAAAAAAGAGAUGCGGAGCAAGCCCUAUUGGACGACGAGGAAGAAGCCGAGGGAGGAUUCGACGAUAUAUGGCAGCAAGAAGCACGAGAAGAUCAUAGCUAUCUGUCACAGCAUUCGGACGAACGUGUAUCACCCUCGAUUCAAGAAAACCCGAGUCCAUGGAGGAGGAUUGCUAGUUCUUCUGUACAUCAAAAUAACCUCAGCUCAUCUCCGGCUUACGUGACUAUGGAACAUGAUGAUACCCGACACCUGGAUCAAACACAUAUUCGCAAACUCCGUGAUCAACAAGUCGACCUUUCUGCAAUUUUAGCAGAAGAAGAUACGCCAAAUCGCGCUCGUUACUAUAAUGGAACAAGCACGCCGAGGAGUAUCCUCAGACGCCGUCCUGGCGCCCCGUAUUCCCCUCUUCCUCAAUCAGCGAUGAAAUCGGCUUCUUCACGCAAGUCAGAGAAAAGGGUCCGUCUACAACCUAUUUCCCAGAGCCCGGACCCCGUUCUCAGCGCCGAGAAUGAAUCGCCCACAGGGAAACAAUCUCCUGAAUCGGCACCUAUGUCCGAUCGAAUUCAUCGCAAUGGUAGUUUGUCUGGCUCUGAUAUUCAGGCGACCCAGUCUCCUCAUGAGAAGUCUAUGGCUACUCCGGAUCAUUCCCGCCAAGCAACUGUGGAAGGCGAACCUUCAUCUUGGUUCAAGCGAAUCACAAGCUUGACACCUAGGUGGCUUAAAGCCCCCCAAAGGUCUCACUAUGACAGCUCUGAUGAUGACUCCGAGGAUGAACAAGAGCAAUAUCAAAGUGACCAGGAUGAAGAUUUGAACGCUGGAUCGGCACCCCACAGCCGGGAAAGCCUUGUUGGGAUCGAUGUUCUUUCAAGCCCGUCAGAAAGACCGCCUUCGGAACGAAGAGGCGAAUCGGCAGGCUCCCCGCUAGUUAAUGAGGAUGACCAUGUGCCCUUUAUUGAAGAGGAACAAGAACGAUUCGCUGAUCAAGAGGAGCCCAACGAUGACUUGGCACAUGAUCCUGUGGACUUCGUCGAUGAGAACCAUGAUAAGCUAAGGAGACCGAGACCUCUUGCGGUGUUUGGCUAUUUCUCCGAUGCUCACUAUGCAGUCCUUCGGCGUAUCUACCGAAUGGCAAAGAGACAUCCCGAUCGUCUCCCGUACUUCGAUGCGCCCGGUCGUGCUGAGAUUAUCGGUGACUGGAUAUGGACCUCAGAUGGUCAUCAUGGGGUACCUAUUACAGAAGUUCAAUUUGCUAUUAUUGAUCGUUUUGUACAUGAACUUUCUCAUGCGGACAUUGAGUACGGCGGCAGUGGCCAGAUUGAUUGGACUGAAGCCGAUCUGCAUAGAAGACUAAUAAGUGUUAUCAUUGGUGAACAAAUCCGAGAGGAGCGGAGAGCCAAGACGGUCCGAGGGACUUCGGUGGAUACUUGGCGAUGA